AUGCACUCCGGGACGAACCAAGCUGCACUGAGGCAGAGGAAGGACAUAAGCUUGCUGUCUCGCUCGCUUCCGUUCGAUCGCGUCGUCGUCCAGCUUUUGGUCCAACUGGCAGAGGAAGGACAUAAGCUUGGAGAGGACAACAGUCUCCGUGACGCUACCGUCGGAGACAGUCGGCGAUGCCUCAUGAGAACCUUCAAUAACCGGGGACAAGGACCUCAAAAAUUCUCUCAGCCAUUGUCCGAGGAGGAACCUCCAUAUCAGAAAACCGCUAUAUCAUGGAAUAUAAUUCGGGGGAGUGGUGUGAUUGAAUUGAAGAUAACCGACGCUUCAACUUACUAUGUUGCUGUGGCUAACGUGAACAUGAGAGAAGUAAAGUGUACCUUCAGCAACGAAGACUGCACAUUCAAUGCGAUGUCUCUUUGUGGAAAUUCUUUUGUCUUAACUUCGCCUGCACUGAUACAGGGAGCAUCCGUUGAAGGGUGGUACAUCAGGUUCUCAUAUCAACCUAGAUUGAUUGGAUAUCUUAUUAGCGCAGCAUCAGACGUCGCUGUGCCAUUUGUUAUGAUGCUCCAAGAGGUUGUUUUUUCCUCCCAUGUGGCCAUGCAUCUCUUGUUAUCAAUGUGGAACAAAGGUUGCAGAAGCUCGUGGGAAUCGGAAUUGGCUUUUAGAAGCUGGUGGGAAUUGUCUGAUCUGUAG
Messenger RNA from Arabis nemorensis, 696 nucleotides. The record is from the annotation of a GenBank genome assembly. Lineage: Eukaryota; Viridiplantae; Streptophyta; Magnoliopsida; Brassicales; Brassicaceae.